UUGUGCCCUGUGCGUAAAGGGCUCAGAAAGUCUGCGAGAGAGUCCUCGUGCACUUGAAAAUUUGAUAGUGGAACAGCCCUAAGCCCCCAUGGACAUACAGGGCACAUGCCUCAAAGUCCCCAAGUCUGUGAGUGUGGAAAGAGGGAUUCAGCUAUGAGGUGGUGCUUUAUGAAUAAAGUAAAUAAGAUGAUAAAGGAGCACGGCGACCUGUUUUCUGACUCCCAGUGUAAAGUCUGCAGUGCUGUCCUAAUUUCCGAGUCUCAGAAGUUGACUCAUUAUCAGAGCAAGAAACAUGCCAACAAAGUGCGGCGUUAUCUUUCCUUCCAAAAUGAAAAGGAACCAGCAUUUAAAAAGUUGAAGACGGCCUCAUCUGACAGUGACUGUAACAAUGGAGACACCGACCGGUUGAAGGAGUGUCAUGUAUGUAACAUGGCCUUCUCCUCUCCUGUGGUGGCCGAGUCUCACUACAACGGCAAAGUUCACGCCAAGAACCUGAGGCUGAAAACUGUAGGUCCCCAGAUCCCAGCAGCAGCCUCCCAAACACCACCAACAGCUCAGCUGAAGAAGAAACCUGCAGAUGAUUUGAGCAGUGUGCCGGUGACUGACGACAACAACAACCCGGACCGUUUCUGCUCCAUCUGCCAGGCCUCCUUCAACAACCCGCUCAUGGCCCAGCAGCACUAUGUGGGCAAAAAGCAUAGAAAACAGGUGACCAAGCUGAAACUGAUGGAGACGUAUGGUCCCUCCACAGCACCAGCUUCCACACUAAAGGGCUACCCGUGCACAGUCUGCAACAUUGAACUAAACUCUGUGGAGCAGUACCAGUCUCAUAUCAGUGGUGCCAAACAUAAGAACCAAGUGAAGAAAUCGGGCAUGAACACUGCAGAGAACCAAGACGCAGCAGAAAAUUCGUGCGAGGGCAACAACCAGUACACCAGUGGAGACAAACAAUACAGUGCCGCCAAUGAGCAGUACGCACCCGGGGACGACCAGUACGGCACCGCAGAUGAGCAGUACACAGCCGUAGAUAACCAGUAUGCGCCUGAGGACACAGAGUACUGUGAGGAGUAUCAGUUUACUUGAGGCUGGGCUAGUAGGAACUGCAGAGGCUUCAGGCAGGACUUGGAAUGACACACAACAACCAGCCCCUUUAACACAUUAACAUCAACCUCCAUGGACCUUCAGCUCCUGCAAGAGUCAGGAGGUUUUCCCCUGGAACAGAGUCAUCCGAACCACAGGCUUGGACCCCUGAAUAACCCAACGUUGGACUUUAGGAUUUUGGGUUCCCAACUGAAACAGUUAAAUAUUGUGUGUUUUUUAUUUAGUUUCCUCCUCUAACGAAACGUGUGAUAAUGGGUUCAACAGUUGAUAUUUUUUUAUCCACAAUCACAAGAAAGAAUGUCUUCAAGUGUUCAACUGGCUUCUGCUUCUGUUACAAACGUGUACUGAUUGAAAACCAUCCCCCAUAUCACUGUACAUUAGAGCUGGUGUGAAAUGUGGCGAUACUGAUAUGAUCAGUACUUUACUUUAGGAAUGUAAACAUGUUUUUUUACAAAACCUUUUAUUCAUAGAGAAGCCAACAUUUGCCAAAACAAAAUGUUGUCUAAAAGCAGCAAAAUUGUAAUUUAAAUUUGAAAAUACUAAGUAAAUAAAACAAAAAAUCCGACCAGUCAUUCUAUGCCAGCUUUCUAAACGCCAGUACCACAAAAGUAUUGAAGUGCGACACCCAGCCUUAGUGUACACACUAGGGAUGUUCCAAUAAAGUUUUUUCUUUAAUUGGGAAUCUGCA
Micropterus dolomieu (smallmouth bass) is the source of this 1789-nucleotide messenger RNA. RefSeq names its product zinc finger protein 346 (gene znf346). The transcript has 7 exons. The coding region runs from base 106 to 1083 and encodes 325 amino acids. Lineage: Eukaryota; Metazoa; Chordata; Actinopteri; Centrarchiformes; Centrarchidae. Gene Ontology annotation, molecular function: nucleic acid binding; zinc ion binding. The record is from RefSeq and is a predicted model, not a curated record.